Molecule: messenger RNA, 6758 nt
Organism: Girardinichthys multiradiatus
Lineage: Eukaryota; Metazoa; Chordata; Actinopteri; Cyprinodontiformes; Goodeidae
Gene: camsap2b
Product: calmodulin regulated spectrin-associated protein family, member 2b
Exons: 24
Coding region: 626-5149 (1507 amino acids)
Biological process (GO): cytoplasmic microtubule organization; neuron projection development; negative regulation of microtubule depolymerization
Cellular component (GO): microtubule minus-end
Molecular function (GO): spectrin binding; microtubule minus-end binding; calmodulin binding
Source: RefSeq, a predicted model, not a curated record
CAGGGCCAAAAGAAAUUUAACGAGCAUAAUGGCAAGCGGUUCAAAAAACGUUAUCUAACUAUGAGUUCCUUUAAAACGCUGCAAUCAGCCCGUUAUUUUGGGUUUUGUCAUGUAUUUCACUAUGGAAACAUCUGGGUUUGAGUCAGCAGCCAUCCUGCCGUUAGUUUUUAUUGCAUUGUGACGACUCCAGGCAGGACCGUAAAGGGUUGUUGGGUGGAUCGCGCCUGCGCAGUGCGCCACAUCCACUGAUCAGUGCGGCAGGAAAAGCGCAGAGGGGAAAAGGAGGAGAGGAAAACAGUUAAGAAAGGGAAAAACGAAGAACACUACAGACUCAAACAGUUCGUUUAUUUUAUAGCCGUGGGGAGAGAUCCUGUAGCUUUUCUCCUGAGCCACACAGAUUAUCCGUAAUGUCGUGAAACCUGAGGAUAAAAAUGUCCGUGGAUCUUCUUUAGGAAUCCUGCCACUAAACUGCGCCGCGCUGUCACGAUUUAAGGCUGAAAGAGAAAGGGAUUUUGUUUUCUACUGCAUUGAAUUCCUCUGGACGGGAUGUCAUCCGCAUUCAGGAGGAGUUCCUCCGGCUGACUGAGCCUCCAGCAGCUGAGGAACACCGACGCACAGACGGACGAUGGGAGAUGCGGCAGAAGACAGAGGGAUGAGACGCACAUUCAUCGUCCCUGUCAUCAAGAGCUUCGACCACUACGAUUUCACCAGGGCCAAGAUCUCCUGCAGCCUGACGUGGCUGGUGGCCAAGGCUUUCGGCUCGGAUGCUGUACCAGAGGAGCUGGCCGAACCCUUCUACAGGGACCAAUACAACCAGGAACACCUGAAGCCCCCGGUCGCCUGCCUGCUUCAGUCCGCAGAGCUAUACUGCCGAGCAGGAAGCCUGAUCCUCCGCAGUGAUGCUGUCAAACCUUUACUGGGACACAAUGCCGUCAUUCAGGCCCUGGCCCAGAAGGGGCUGUAUGUCACAGACCAAGACAGACUGGUUACGGAGAGAGACUUGACCAGCACGCCCAUAAACAUGAGUUCCCAUUUGGCUCUCAUUGAUACCUUAAUGAUGGCCUACACUGUGGAGAUGGUGAGUGUGGAGAGGGUGAUGUCCUGCAUCAACAAGUACUCGUCGGCUGAACCUUUACACAGCGACGGACUCAUCCAGGGACUGCCGUACGACACAGAGGAUGCAAUCACCACCUGGAUCAACAAGGUGAAUGAACGCCUGAGGGACAUUCUCAUCGAGGAGCAGAAGUUGAGAGAAGCUUCCCUUCAAGAGUCAAAUGCUACAACACACAAGUCCUCUAGCAAAUGGUAUUGGAGAUUAGUACCUGCCCGGUACAGGAGGGAGCAUGCCCAGAAGAAUGUUCCGUCACUCCCCCUGGUGGAGAACUUGCUGAAGGACAACACAGAUGGCUCCGCCCUCGCUUCCUUGCUGCACUUUUACUGCCCCCAGGCCGUCCGGCUGGAAGAUAUUUGCCUCAAGGAGACCAUGUCUCUGGCCGACAGUCUGUACAACCUCCAGCUGGUGCAGGAGUUCUGCAAGAACAACCUCAAUCACUGCUGCCACUUCAGCCUGGAGGACAUGCUCUACACACAUGCAUCCAUAAAGAGUAACUAUCUGGUGUUCAUGGCUGAGCUUUUCUGGUGGUUCGAGGUUGUGAAACCCUCAUUUGUUCAGCCCAGAGUCUUCGACCCUAACGCCUGUGAGCCUGUCUCAUUCUGCAGAGAUAUGGCUCCUGUGUCCAGUCCUGUCAAACAGAACUAUGCAGACAGACUUUCCAGUCCAGAAAACCUCACCGCUGAAGGCCUAAUGAAGAGAUCUACCUCCAUGUCCUACGUUGAUGGUUGUGUUGGGACGUGGCCCAAAGAAAAACACUCCUCCUCUCGGGGAAUUUCCUUCGAGAUUCCCCUGGAUGGAGACUCCACGUUGCCGCCUCUUGAGGCUCCUUCUUCCCGCACUAUGACCCGCUCAGCCAGUACUGAUGGUCUGGGGUUCAAAGUUAAUUAUGCAGGAGGGAGAGGAGGCAUGAAACGCCACCUCUCCCUCACACCAGUCCACAUGAACGGGCAGGGUCGAGAGAUCCCAGAGGAGGACGACUUUACUUCUCACAAACCUUUAGGACGGAACAACACUUUCUCUAUCAAGAACCAAAGCAGGUACCCCAAUGGAGUGUUACCAGAUAACAGCAGCCCUAGUAAGUAUCAAGGGAACCACUCCGGCCACAUCAGUCCAUCAACUCCUCCAAGCAUUGAAGAGGCUCUCAAGAUCAUCCAUGACACAGAGAAGCCUCAUGCCAGCCUCGAUGUUGGAGAUGGAGGUAAUGGUUUCUUUCUGCAUGGUGCAGAGCCUUCAUAUCCUUUAGGGGCUCAAGCUCCAGGGGACGACUUGGGUUCAGCAAAGACUCGGGUGAAUGACCUAGACCUCAACUCUGCAUCCACUGAUGAAGUUGACACGGGCAUCCAUGUGCGGACUGAGGACAUCCAGAGUUUGGAUGAGGACUCCUCGUCUCUGAGAGACUAUUCAGAUAUAGAUCCGGACUGUGAGGCCAUGACAAGGUCAUGCCCACUGCCUGGCAGGCAGGAGAGGUGCAGGAGAGGACACAAGGAAGGAGUGGAAGCCAGCCCUGAGGGUGAACAGGGACAUGGAUGCGACAGAGGUAGCCCCUGUCCCAGUUCUGCAACCACACUCCCCAGGUCUUAUACAGGCAGUCCCGCCUCUUCAUCGGGUGGUUCUGGUGGGGGUCUGGUGCGGAUGACUAGCUUUGCAGAGCAGAAGUUCAGGAAGUUAGAAGGAAGGAGCAGCGGAGGAACCACCACUCCAGACAGUUCUGACCUCAAUGUACCUUACACACACUCAGCCAGAACUACAUCCUCUCAGUUCUCUACACCUCCCCUGCCAAUCACUUCACCUUCUCCAGCUACCCCAUCCCCCAGAGAUCCCUCCCACUUCAUAGCUUCAGAAAUGAUUCAGCUGAAAAUGAAGCUUGAAGAAAAACGCAGAGCCAUUGAAGCCCAAAAGAAGAAGGUAGAGGCAGCUUUCACCAGGCACCGCCAGAAAAUGGGUAGAACAGCCUUCUUGAACGUAGUGAAAAGGAAAGGAGUGACAGGCCCGCUCAGCCCAAACUCAGGAGGGGCAGAAACAGCUUUGCCUGAUCCGGUCUCCUCCUCAAAGGAGGAACGGGUGGAGCGGUGCAAGCCUGACGGAGCAGCCCCAAAAUCUCCUUGCGAAGAUGGUGGGGGCAUGACCCCUGGAGAGGUUGACCUUGCCGAAUACACACGUUCCAUUGAAAGGCUGAACACAUCGCUGGGCUUCCUGCAGACUGAGAUGCAGCGUUUGGGCCAGCAGCAGGAGAAGAUCAUGGCUAUGAGAGAUCAGCAGCAACAGGCUUGGGUGAUCCCGCCUCCUGCUCCGUCUCCACACAGGCAGCUCCGUGAGUUGCGCAGCAGCAGCGUGACAGGCCGAGGAUCAGGCCGUGGUUCAGUGGGAUCCUUGUCCCCGAUACUGUCCUCUUCCGGAUCCCCACGCGUCCCCAAUCGUUCACCUGCAGGCAUCAAACGACGGCCGGCCUCAUUUCAUGCCAGAACACCUCGGACUCCCCGUCCGAACGAUCUGAAGGUCACCCCCAUCAGCCGAAUGCUCAACACCCCCACCUCAGUGGACAGCCUGCCUAGACUGAGGCGCUUCAACUCCACCCAAACGCAGCACAGCCCUUUUGCGUACUUGGGCCAUGAUGAGGGAACAAGGGAAAGACACAACCAAGAUUCAAAGGGCAAGAAAGAAGACUCUAAGAAAAAAGAGGAGACUGUAGCAAAUAGGAAUAAUAAAGAAGAAGCCAAAGAAAAGAUGAAUGAACGACUGCAGGAGAGCACAGAACUCAAGGGACAGUCAAAGACAUCAGAGGUUUUGUGCCAGCCGGUUUCAGAGAUCAAAGGUGGAGUUGUUAACCAGAGUCAAGAUGACACCCAAGAAAGGAAGGACCUGGUGGAGGUGCCUUUGUCUCUGCUAAAGCCACCUGGUGGCCAGGAUCAGGAGAGCACAGAGGAGGGAGAAAAAGGAGGAGAAACUGUAGAUGACCAAAAGAUGUGCUGUGGUUUCUUCUUUAAGGAUGAUGUGAAAGGAGAAGAGGACAUGGCAACAAAGAAAGCAGCUCUGCUGGAGAAGAGGCUUCGGAGGGAGAAGGAGGCUCAGGAGAGGAGGCAACAACAGGAGCUGGACCAGGAGCAGAAGAAAGAGGCAGCACGGCUACAAGCAGAGGAGGAACAACAGAAGAAGGAUGACGAGAAGGCGAGGAGGGAAUACAUCAAGAAUGAAUAUAUGAGGAGGAAGCAGCUCAAGCUGAUGGAGGACAUGAAUGAGGUCAUCAAGCCUCGUAGUGGAAGUCUCAAGAAAAAGCAGCGGCCCAAGUCCAUCCACAGGGACGUCGUGGAGUCGUCUACUCCUCCUGUGAGAACAACAGGUGUGCGUCCUCGGGGCUUCUCAGUCUCAAGUGUCUCUUUGGCGUCCCUCAAUCUUGCUGACAAUAACAGAGACCAGCCAGAUAACAGGAAGAACAACAGAGGCAACAAACUUGCUUCUGCCCAUAUCCCGUUUUUUUUAAGCUCUCCCAAAGACAGAAAGGGAAGGCCAGACUCCGCAGAGGGUUUUUCUUCCUGUCCUUCGGGCGGCAGUCGUAACGGAGAGAAAGAUUGGGAAAAUGACUCGACCACCUCCUCCACUCCCUCCAACACAGAGUACACAGGACCCAAACUGUACAAGGAGCCUAGUGCCAAAUCCAACAAGCACAUCAUCCAGAAUGCCCUGGCUCACUGCUGCCUAGCUGGCAAGGUCAACGAAGGGCAGAAAAACAAGAUACUUGAUGAAAUGGAGAAAUCAGAAGCCAACAACUUCUUGGUGUUGUUCCGUGAUUCUGGAUGCCAGUUCAGGUCUGUCUACACGUAUUGCCCCGAAACCGAGGAGAUUGCUAAACUGGUUGGCAUCGGCCCAAAAACUAUCACUAUGAAGAUGAUCGAGGCUCUGUACAAGUACAACUCGGACAGGAAGCAGUUCAGCAAGAUCCCGGCUAAAACUAUGUCUGCGAGCGUGGACGCCGUCACCAUCGCCAGCCACCUGUGGCAAACCAAGAAGCAGGGGACACCCAAAAAACACUCAAAGUAGUGCCAGAUGAUAGAGCAGCAUCUGGGCAUGCUCUGUUGAAAUAAACAGAAGAAUAAGUGGAUUAUGUCUCGGGUUUUUUUAUUAGAGGGACACCAAUUACCAUUCCCAAAAGUCACAACUGGAAUGUUAAAUCCCAUUAUUACACAUAAAAGUAAUACAGAGCUGGCUAUGACACUACUUCAUUGAGGCACAAGCGUGUUCUUGUCAGCAUGUGUAUCAGUGUUCUCAUGUGCCAAAAAAAGAAAAGAUAAUACCAGGUGAGCCAAUGCCUUACCAAGCUGAACCACUGAAGCACUGAAUGUUAUGCCUCUCAGAGGCACUUUGGGUUCUCUUUGUUUGUCAUGUUUAGCAUUAUUCUUGUUCUGUGUCACAUGGAUGCACAGUGGGUGCUGGUGUCAUUUUGUUUGCGCCUGUCGAAAACAUCUUUUUGUUGUCUGUACACACAGAUCUGAGAUCAGAUUACGCCCCCUUCAUGGUCAACAGAAGGGCGGCCUGUCUGUGAUCAGAAGCAUUGUAUUUGAUGUAAGUUCUGCUGAUGUAAAGACAUUUUUUUUGCCUUUGUACAUGCGGUUGGCAACCCUAGAAACAGGUUUCAUUUCUGUAUAUGUGUGUGCCGUACAGUGUAGUGCCACCAGUGUCAAGAACACCUCAAGUGGCGAUUACAAUCGCUUAACAAAAGUAAUGAAGACUGUAUGGAGUCCCAUCAAAUUGUUCUGGAAAACACCUGCAACGGACUUUUAAUUUAUUUUAUUUUGACAUAGCUUUGAAGAUAUUUUGAAAAGCAUCUUGUGUAUCGUUUAAAAUUCACUGCAAUCCAUCGCAAACAGUACUUACAUUUGUUUGUAUAUAAUAGCAAGGCAAGCAAGUUAGCUCUUGGUAGCAUUUGAGUAGCUUUUUAUAAUUUAUCAUGUUUAAGUAUGUUCUUAUUGUUUUCUGAGGUCUUUUUAUUGUGCCACAGUUGGAAAAAGUCAGAUCCCUCAACAGCAUUACUGGUAAAACUACCAUGAGUUAGAAACCAAAUGGAAAUCUCAGUGUCAUCAACAUGUGCAGUAAUUUAAAUUCUUACUAUUGACCAUGCUGCAGAGUGAAUAAAUGAUUCCAGUAACAUGUCACAUUAACGUGCUGGUUGUCCUAACUGUUACAUCCAGAUUAGGAUUUAGAUUGUGUUGUAAAUACUGGGAUGAACCUACCUGUGCUAGCUGUUACAGACCCUCUCCACUGUUGUCAAGUCUGAUCUGAGAUGUUUCCACAGUGUUAUUGUCAGUCCUUUUCACUUUACCUUACUGUUACAUUUUUAUGUCAUGCAUUUCUUUCAGUAUGUGUUGACUUUGUACAGGUAUAUUUUGACAUAUAAGAAGUAUUUUUUGUAAGGAUAUUUACCAGUUGGACGUGUGCACUAAUCAAGCAGUACAGUAAUUGAAGGACGUGUGUUUGAAUGCCAAGCUUUGCUACAGGAGGAGGUGUUUUAUGGAAUGAAGUUCUUUUUUCUUUUCUUCAGCUGUGGGUUCAUUUUCUUUUGAAUCAGAAAAAUAUGAUGACAUUUUCAUGGACUUUUCUUGUUUUGUUUUUAUUAUUUUCUGUUUUAUUAAAAUGCCAGCUCUUAACAGUU